UAUGAGAUGGCUGCAUCGCUUGUUAGUCAUUUUGCGCAUUGUAUUUUGUGGUGUGUGAUGUGCGAGUUAACGUUUUCCUUUAAAAAUAUAUGUACGUUUUGAAAUAUUAGGUGUUAUUAAAUAUUAUAUCUACUUAAAGGAUGAGCUUGAGAUUAUUACUGGCGGUCAUUGUGGUCAGCCAGGUGACAAGCAAAACUCAUUAUGGAUUCGGUGAUUACCCGAUGCACAGGCGGCCAGAUUUCCAUUAUCCUGGCUGGGGGCAUCAUCACGCUGACUGGGGUUCUUAUCCAUGGAAUUCUCAAGAAUCAGGCGAGGAUUAUUCGUGGGAAGGAGACAGGUAUCGAAAUCAAAGGUCAUCGAUGUCUACUACAACAAAAACGAUACAAAUACGUACCACUACUGUAAAUGAUAAUGCGGAUACGUCUCUUAGAGCAUCAGCUAACAUGAACCAGCCAACAACAUUGGAGAUUCUGUUAUGUUUGAGAAGUUGUACUAUUACAACUGAAUACCGACCAGUGUGUGGAACAGACAAUGUGACAUACAGCAAUCCAUCCAGGCUCCAGUGCGCAAUUAAUUGCGGUGUUGAUGUCGCAUUAUGGAAGCCUACAGAUUGUCUAAAUAAUGAGCCGAAUACUAACGUCAAUAACAGACCACAAAUAGGGAGCACUACUCAGUCUCCAGCUGCUAUACAAGCUUGCAUGAGCUCUUGUCUUGUGACGUCAGAAUAUAAUCCUGUAUGUGGGACCGAUAAAGUGACAUACCAAAAUCCGGGACGAUUGGAAUGUGCCAGGAAUUGCGGAAAAGUGGUAUCACUCUUCCGACCUUCUCGCUGCCCGCCACAAGAACCUGCAUCAGAUUCAAAUUCAGAUAAUAACAACACCCCAAGUGGAACAACAAUGACAACAACAACAGAAAGACCGUCGACAAGGCCCAUGCAAUCCAACACCAAUGGACCUGUCACUAUCGCGCCGACCAGAUUCACCAAUAUAGUGAUACCAAUAACAAACGCUCCACCUACAGAAAAUAAACCCACUAGUAAUGGAUUAGAUUUUAGCAUACCACAGCAUUUACUAGACAGUAUAUUUAAUAACGCCAGCACAACAGAAGAUACCCUAGAUUUUAGCUUUGACGAGAGAUUUGAGGAGAAUUAAUAGAAUUGAUAACUGUCAUUAGCGUCGUUAAAUUAAGUAUAGGUAAUAUUUAAUGAUUAAUAAAAAAUACCAAAUUUGAA
Galleria mellonella (greater wax moth) is the source of this 1231-nucleotide messenger RNA. RefSeq lists its product as uncharacterized. Gene Ontology annotation, molecular function: protein binding; serine-type endopeptidase inhibitor activity. The transcript has 5 exons. The coding region runs from base 141 to 1151 and encodes 336 amino acids. Lineage: Eukaryota; Metazoa; Arthropoda; Insecta; Lepidoptera; Pyralidae. The record is from RefSeq and is a predicted model, not a curated record.